Messenger RNA from Pyricularia grisea, 2326 nucleotides. RefSeq lists its product as uncharacterized. The record is from RefSeq and is a predicted model, not a curated record. NCBI's taxonomy places the organism in Eukaryota, Fungi, Ascomycota, Sordariomycetes, Magnaporthales, Pyriculariaceae. The transcript has 3 exons. Bases 270 to 1808 code for a protein of 512 amino acids.
UUUUUUUUUUUUAAAAAAAAACUUUGGGGAGGGUACAUCAACAAUUACCAAUCAAUUAAUUGAUUCACAUCAAGCACCUGCCAAUCUACCCUCUUAACUAUUUGAGGUGCCUGCAUUACAUCGCCAACACCUUGGACGCAACCAGCUACACACAUAGGUAGUAGGUACCUACAUACUACGCCGUGGGUGCCUGCCUUUAGAUUACUCCACCCUUGCGACAAACCCACGUACAGCUAGCCAAGGGCCCGAGUUCGAGGAAAGUUGCCACAAUGCCUCACCGCGUAGCAAACUUCCUGCGCACCUCGACGCAUAACCUCGAGACCCAACUUGCCGCUGGAUUCAAGCGCCAAAAAUCUCCCCCACAAACUCCUAGACACUCCAGGAGCGCAUCUCCUUCUUACGCAUCAUCUAUCAACGAGGAGGCAGAAGAGUCUGGAGUCAUGACUCCAGAGAGGCAUGAGUCGUCUUCUGAGGGACACCAUCACCACAGGCUAUCCCUCAACGGUCUUGGUCAGCUCAUCCGCGGGACAAAGGACCUGCACAUUCACCAGCAGUCCAACCAAGCUGCUACUUUGAACCUAAAGGUCGAAUCGCCACCCCUCGUCCUCUAUGGAGAUGCAUCAAGCAGCACCGGUGCCUUGUUUUCGGGCUCGAUGCACAUGGAACUAAAGGAGGAUGUGCCCAUUGAGUCAUUCACGGGCACCCUCAAGAUACAUGUCACCCAAAAACGCCCCUUUAAUACUCAUUGCCACGACUGCACACAUCAGUACACGGAGCUUCAAAGCUGGUCUUUUCUCAAGGCACCGCUAGUUCUGACAAAGGGAUCACACUAUUUCCCUUUUUCUUUCUUGCUUGGCGGUCACCUACCCGCUACUAUGGACGGACCGUUGGUCAACAUCGCAUACGAAUUCCACGCCGAAGCCACCCCUGGCCAAGGCCAUGGUCCCAGCAUCAAGUUUGACAAGAAUAUCGACGUCAAACGUUCCCAGCCCGAAGCAGACGUGCCGCAUCACUCGAUACGCGUGUUCCCUCCUAUUGACGUCAAAUCGAGCGCACACUAUCCCCAAGUGAUCCACCCUCUGGGUGUUAACACGCUCUCGCUCCGCCUAGACGGCAUCGCCAAGUCCAAUCCAACUUGCGGGACCGUCGAGUUCUGGAAGCUUAAAAAGUUAUCGUGGAAGCUUGAGGAAAAGUCAAAAGUCAUUGCGCCCGCGUGUGAGAAGCAUGCGCCAAAGGAAGAGACGACCUCGGAAGAUGCCAGUCCGGCCAGGAAGGGUCUGGAGAGGACGGAUAGCAGGAUAAUCGGCGAGCAGACCUACUUCAAGGGCUGGAAGAGCAAUUACUCGUCUGCCGAUGAUGCCACGGUCGAGAUGGAGUUCGAUUGGGGUCUGAGCAAGAAGCUCGAAUCGGAAAUGACCAAGUCAAAGAAACACAAACGAUACGUAUGCGACACCAAGUGCGCAGAUGGAACCGAGGUCACGCAUCAGCUUGAGAUUGAAAUGGUGGUGUCUCAAGAGUACGCCCCAGCAAAAAAGCUAGACAUGGUGACACAGACAGGAGUUGGCCGUAUAAUGCGCAUGCACUUCAAUGUCAUCCUCACAGAGCCGGCCGGCUUGGGGAUCAGCUGGGACAACGAAGCUCCUCCGAUAUACUCGAUGGUCCCCGCGUCCCCUCCUGCAUACUGUGGCUCAGAGGAAUCAGCCGACGAGCUGGACUUCAGCAACAUUGAAAGCCUGAUGGGUGGAUCGUCCCCCACGUCUCCCAUUACUCGCUCGCCGCCAAGCAGUUAUGCGGAAGCUUCUGCCUGACUCUAAGCAGUACGACUUGACGAUUCAGAAACAAACCAAAUUAAGCACGAGCGUAUCGAAAAUUUGUAUUCGCGGCGAUUUUGCACCCCGGCAAUUCCGUUCAUAAUGUUAAAAUCACUUACAAAUAGCUUCCAGCCGGGGGACGCCAGCCACGCAUUUUCUUCACUUUGCUUAGCCUUGCUUUAUCCGCAUUAUACCCAAUCAGAGUUUUGGUUCUUUUUUGUUUUUUUUUUUGUUUUUUUGUUUCGUUGCGGCAAGACCGCGGCAUCAUGGGAACCAGACUGGCAGGGAUUCGCCAGUCCUGGCGGCGUUCAGGUAGUGCAUAUGGGGACAUUGGGAAUCAAAAAGGAUUAUUUGGGUUUAAUUGAGCGAGAGGUUGCUCGCUCACGCUGAUGCGCUUCUUGAAAAGACUAGAAGAAGGGUGGAAAUGGAGAUCAGAUUAGAAGAAUAACAGAACAGUCAUGGGCUGGUUAUCUUAUUCAGCGGGGUUGCGCAUUAUUCACUGUAAACACUAAAGA